AUGCAAAUAUUUAUUGGAUCUGCAACAAAGAUUCUGAUGCUGAUUCCUGAGUAUUAUGAUAAGUGGGCCGAUUGGAUGGAAGAUUAUCUUAAUGGCAUCGAUGAAAAUAUGUGGAAAUCUAUCAAGGAGGUAAAUUAUCGUAAAGAUUUGGUUGAGAACGUUGGAAGUGUCGGAACAGAUGCAAACAUGGUUUCACAAGCAAACACCAGGAAGGCUUGUGAUCUUCGUGAACUGAGAGGUUCUCUUCCUCCUUUUGUUUACAGCUAUGUUCGUGGACGCACAACUGCUAAGGAAAUACGGGAUACUUUGAAAGAUAAGUAUUAG
Lactuca saligna is the source of this 324-nucleotide messenger RNA. Lineage: Eukaryota; Viridiplantae; Streptophyta; Magnoliopsida; Asterales; Asteraceae. The record is from the annotation of a GenBank genome assembly.